Pseudogymnoascus verrucosus is the source of this 6834-nucleotide messenger RNA. RefSeq lists its product as uncharacterized. The transcript has 3 exons. NCBI's taxonomy places the organism in Eukaryota, Fungi, Ascomycota, Leotiomycetes, Thelebolales, Thelebolaceae. The record is from RefSeq and is a predicted model, not a curated record. The coding region runs from base 763 to 6729 and encodes 1988 amino acids.
ACAGAAUUAACCUUCAACUACUACUACUUAGAAUUUAUUCGUAGCUACGCUCGAUCUCUAUUCUACUGCCGUGCCCUCAAUAUCCCUUCCAUGUGUUGUGCGAUACUACUCUACUCCUAUAGCAGCUCCAUCCACCAAAGUCACUUGGCUCUUGGCUUUGUCUCGUUCCUUGCCAUAUUCGAAACUCACGACGUUGAGAACAUGCUUCCGAAACAUGACAUAUCCGCCACCACCCAAAUACACCCAAUACCAGGGACGCGCUACACUAGAAAACAUCACAAACAUCAUGCGAACCUCGUUCCGGUCCGUGGGGGAAACCAGGGAUCGCCCCUUUCGCACAGUGUCGGCGCAUCUCAUGUCUGAGCCCACUGUUCCGUAACCUGCCAAUUGUCUCUUGGUCGAGCCUUCGUGGCCCACCGCCAGGUUUCCCCAGUGAGUGAAAAUUUGUCAUGGCUAGGCCUGGUAAGCCACCAUGUAUCAUGGUGUUGUUGUGUGGAGAGGUCAUGUCCCGAGCCAAGGUGAAGCUACUGUCUUCUCUCAGACCCCUAGACCCUACUCUAUCUUUAGUCUCGUCACAUCUCAAGUCUUUCCAUCUGGAAUCCUCAUCUCAUCGUCGCUCUUGUUGUUGACGCCGGCGCUCAUCAAUCAUGACUGGGUGGUUGUAGCACGCGACAUGCCAGUUGUGACGCCUUACAUUCUUGUUACCCAUAGACUGGGCUUUUAUUCUCUUUCGAUCUCUUCUUCCUUUUAGUCUGCAGCAUAAUGGCUAUCUCAGACAGCAUUCAGACCUUGUCUGCUGCCUUUUCAUUUGGUAUCCUAUUGCAAACCGCAGUCUCUUCAUUUGUUAUUUAUCUAAGCGGUCAUGGUUCAACUAUAUUCCAAGACCGUCGGAGGCUGGUCCUCAUAACGUUCAUUCUAUCCUCUGCUCUGUGGGCGCAGAUUGGAUUUCUUAAUUUCUUGAUACCCUCCAGGAGCUCGAAUAUAUGUCAAGGGACUAUCGCGACAUCGACCUUCUUCGACCAAGCCGCACGAACGCUGAGCGGAUCCUUUCUCCUCUGGACUGUUGCGCAUGUGUCCAAGUCGUCGGCCGAGAAAUAUGGUCUCGGGUCUCUAAUCGGGGCGAGGGCGGUUAGUGGUAUUGUGUUUGUUGUAUUUACAAGGGCACAGUAUGCACCAUUGUGCGUGCCACGUUCCGAGGCACUGCCAGUAUCGAUUCUUGUUAUCGGUCUAGAUGCCAUCAUCCUCGGCCUCGUGGCGAUACGACUCUUCACCUUGGGGUUCUGCGGCAGCAGUAACGGAAUACAGUCGACAUCGAACAAAGAACAAGGCAAAGCCCUCGCUCUCUUCACAGCUGGAUUUGCCAUUUGGACUGGAACGAGCGUGACUCUGCACCUUGGGCUUUCCUCCAUCAUACUAUUGCUACGCACUGCCAUUCCCGCCACCGGCCUUGGUAUUCUCUUGACUAUCGCAGCGAUAUGGUCCGAAGCAUUACUAUCGCCGCGCGAAGCAGAAGGUGGGACUCCGGAAUCACAGUCACCGUUCAUCGCCCCGCCACGCCCCCGAUUCAACUCGACCAGUACUGGCGAUGGCUCUCCAAUGUCUAGUACUAGAGGGGCUACCAAUGGACGACUGUUUGUCGUGAACCCAUCGAGCACCCCCGGUGAUUCGCCACAGCUACAAAGUUAUCGGGAGGGGCCACAGUCCAAUUUCGGGAAUAUAAUGGUCAAUACUCGAUCUGUCGAUAUUGCCACCGGAGUUUUGUCAGCAGAAUCCCCCACCGAAAGGCGCUCACUUGGAACUUCCACCAAUAUUAUGGGCGGCGUGACUACUACCAUAUCAGCCCCACUUCCUGUCAUUCCGUCUAUUCAAAGAUCGAGACCUGUUUGGGAUGGCGAGGACCCGGAUGCGAAACAGAAGCGGUCUUUCUUCGGCCGCUCCAAGCAAUCCGCACAGUCAGGCCCGAGGAAACUCGCGAUUUCUCAGCCUAUAUUGAUUAACACGGAUGAACCUUCGGGCGCACCCUUAAGAAUGCAAACCGUGGAUCUUGCUACCGCAGCAGCUAACGAACGAGCUCGGCGUGAAGAGGCGGCCACUCAACGCAUUCUCGUGGCCACUCGCCCCGCCCCUGCACCACCGACCGGUUUGGAUCCUUCCGAAGCAUUGAAGAGAAGCAUCAGCACGGUCCGCAAGAAGCCCUCUGGAAACUAUCAAGACUUGAAAUACCAGACUUCUCAAAGCUCCGUGAGCUCGAAUGGAAGUUCUAGUUCUUCAAGCCUGUCUCCCGGUCGUAAAGACGUACGGAGGAGAUCUCCACGCCAGCUGAAUGGGUUUGAUAUUGACGAGAAGAGGCAAUACUACAAGCCUGCUAUUACCAAUACUUUACCGUCGAAUCCAAAGAUUAAGGACUUCCAACCUGUGCCCGAAAAGCGACAAACGAUCAUGUUCAUGAAGGACAUCGUCUAUGAUGACCCCGGACUGGUUGACUCAAUUAUCAAUGAGGUGCCGAACUUUUCAAAGAAACCUAAAGCUCCCAUGGACAGGUCCAAAUCCGUCGGUCUCGCCGCCAAACCUUCAAUCUUGCAUCGAGCGCGCCCAUACAAGAAGACUAGAGACUCGGAGGGUGUGUUCUUUCCAAGUGAGCCUUCGCCAAACCAUCGACGCAACAGAUCUAGCUCAUCGGUAUUGAGAGCUCCUCGCAUUGGAAGCCCAACCUUGCUGCCGCCGCUACCCGCGCCACCUGCGGAUCUUGCUCAGAUGCGUGGAUUGUUGAAGGAUCAUAUUCACAACAUGACAAAUGACGAAAAGGUUUCGAUGCUCUUCCCAAUGCCCCCAGUUGGUACAUUCAAAUCGCAACGCCGAUCAUCUGUUCCGUCGCUACCUAGCAGCGUGUCUGUGUUGUCUAUGUCUACCGCCGAUGCGCCUGAAGCCAUAAGCAAAGACGAGUUCGCCAGCCGUAGAUCGUCAAGGCGAUCAACUAUCAUUUCCAUAUUACCUGUCGAAACGAAGGGCAACCUUUCACCGAAAAAGCAUACACAGCAACUCAUACAACGAGAUACAUACAGAAGCGCCCUCAAUGCUACUGUUCCUGACGUAGGCAAUGAUGUUGUUCAAAUCAGAAAGUCUAAUAUCCCGUCUCAGAAAAUGUACUCCUCGUCUACAGAAAUGACCGAUAGCUCCGACGACAGCCAUGUGGUCAAAGAUGCCGACUGGUUGCAUGAGCCAUUACCUGCUCUCCCAAAGAGUUACACCGCCCAACGUGAUUCAUCCUCAAGCACCGCGGAUUCGCUCCUUAAAGACCACAAGUUCAUGUCGAUAAUGAUGGGUUAUGACCCUACCGAAGCCCCUACGACCAGAGCUGGCCCCACCUCGUUCCUCCACGACUCAUCGCAGACUUUCGGAACCGAAGGCUUCAAGACUCCCACCGUCAAAACCCCCACCACCGACACUUGGCACACACGUAUCGGUGACCAAAUCCCAGCGUUUUCGACUAGGCAGAACCACUCCCGUUCUAAAUCAGUGCCACCUACCCCUCUUAUUCUACGAACGGCAAAGAAUAAAGGCUCGUUUGCUCAAAAGCCGCUACCAGCUGUGGUGAUAGAUACACCUAACCGGGCCUUGCAAGAAAUCCAGGCCCAGUUAAAGCAGCUCGAGGAGCCUGAUAUGCUACCUUUCAUUCGCGAUAGGUCGUCUAGCCUUGGCGACGCUACCCAGGACCAGCGAGAUGAUCUUCUUGCUGAGAUGGAAAAGGAGGUUGGCGAGCAGGAGAACAGAUGGCAACGGCUUCAUGAGAACAUUGAUCGCGACUCCAAGAGUUCCGAGGAUUUCACUCCCUGGACUACGAGGCGCAACUCUGUUGCUUCUAUCACUUCAAUCAAUACUGUUUCCAUCAAGGAAGCUAGAAAGGCUCGAGUUAGGAGUAUUGUGGAGGCUGCCCAGAAUAUUGUUACUGUCACCAGCACGCGCAAUGGGGAGAUCGCAAAGCCAGGGUUGUGGAAAGACAAGUUGGAGGAGGCUCAAAAGUCAUAUGCUAAUAAUGCGCCAUCUUUCUCAAAUUCGCUCUCAACGGCAAAGGUUGUCACGGCUAAGCAAGCUUCUAUUAGAGCAGUAGUUGCUGGGGGCUGUGCUGUAGUUGCAAUCCCAUGUCCGAAUCAACGUACAGGUAGACCGCAUCUCUGGAAGCCUUGCUCUCCAAAGGCCGUACAGGUAGUUGGCCUCAUGUGGACUCUCCCUCAACAGCCUAUCCAGGUCCGCCCAUCCUCGUCCGAGCCUGCCGCCUUAUGUGUCAGACCAGCACAACGACGAACCAUCGAGCCUCUUUAUCUUGAAAGCUUGUAUAUGUGGCACAUGCCAACUCCUAGCCGUGUCCGUCCGACAACUGGACUCUGGCGCUCUAAGAACACACGACCGGCAAGUAUCGUAACCCGCCCAAAGACUCAAAAGCCCAUUCGGAAGUCCAGAGCAAUGACAUUUUUACCUGAUAUCGUCGAAAGCCCUAGCCCACUACCACACAAAAGGGAUACUUUAGGCAUAUUCCAGUUCCCGUGGGGGGAAAAGAGUGACCAGGCGGUGUACCAACCCGCGUUGCCUACUAUAUCUAACCUCCCACGUCUCAUGAUCCCAAACACACUCGGAUCCAACGAUUUUAACGAGGAGUACUCGUCGUCAUUUUUCGAUGACUACGACGACCAAGAUUACCACUCUGACUCUACCUCGCUCGAUGCCGACACUCCCAGAGACGAGGCCAGCGACGAUGGAUUCGAUGACUCUACCCUGUGGGAAAUCGCCAAUCUUCUAGAUUCGUCCGAUGUCCCCAGCAGACAUAGCCUGCUGCCACAGAUUAGAAUUAUUGAAGACUACGACGACUCUGACGACGAGGUUGUCCCAGCUGGCAGGGCGCCUGUUGUUAGAUUCAUGCCUAUUAUGCCUUUGAGCCCGAAUCCUAAGAGCCCGGGCCCAAAGAGCCCUAUGGAUAGUGAUCCAGAGGUACUUGCUCUUACCCCGCUUGGUGGAGCCCAGAUGCAAUUCCCAGCACCUCUCACUUCUUCAGUCGAGCCAGAAGCAUUCAUUACAGACAUUCGUCCGGAUGGUAGAUCUGCUUGGUGGGAUGGGAAAUCGCACCUUCCAAGCGGCCCAAGAGACACCGUUGCCUUCAAGAAGAAGCAGGCUCUAAAGGCUUCCGCUUCCAAGGCGACGUCUUACCUUUGGACACCGCCCAAGACUAAGGUAGCUGCCGUUUCGAGCGGGCUUUUCACCCUCGAUGCCUCCAAGGUCAGAGAUGUUACCACCCAAGAGCCUGCAGCUAUUGCCAUGUUCACCAAACCCCGCCCAAACACGGCUCCUCUACCAAUAAUCUCCUCAACCAAGCUGUGGUCUGAUAGCCGUCGCGUGUCUGUUUUCACGUUCGACUGGAUCUCUGAGUCUACUGUCCGCCCCACGAGCCCGUCCGUUGGCACUUCCUCGGGGAAUACUUCUCCAGGAAUGGUAACGGAGUCGGACGAUUACUCAGUGAGGACUGUCAGCACGAAGGCUUCCAGCCUUCAAAGCGAGCGAAAUGCUAUUGCUAUGGAUGUACCAUUCAUGCUGGUGGAAUCGUUUUCGGCCAAGGAAAUAAAGAAGACAAAGCCACGAUCGAGGCCGAUGAACGCUGCAACACCAGCAGAAUGGGAUGCCGCCUUGAAGGAGGCCAUCAAAGCAUCUGCCAUCCCGGCAAAGAAACUAGGGGCUACAAAGGAAAUGUGGGCGCAUGCGCUCGAGGAAGCUUUGCGAGCAUCAGCACAAAAGCCCGUCAAGGCGGUUCAAAGCCCAACCAAGAAGAGCCUUUGGUCGACUGCAAUUUCUCUUAUAAGACCAUCUGAGAAGUCUACACCUCUCUGGUCUGUACAAAAAUCACAGGGCGCAAGUAAGGUAGCAAGCAUUACUCCCGUCGCUGACCCAGCAUUCAAGAGGUCGUCGGUAAAGAUUUCCUCGGAGUUGCCAAAACUCGAUUCUACAAGCCUGUGGUCGGUGACGCAGCCGGCGGCUGCCACGGCUACGGUUCGUAGCUGGCUACACGAAGCUCCCCCGGUUUCUCAGGUUCAGUUGGUUGUGACUCAAUCUCUUCCCAUCAUGUGGGCGCCUCCCGCACAAUCGCCAUCGAGCCCCACUUCUUUUUCUUCGUCUAAAGACCUCUGGCAGCCUCGCGGCUCUCAAUCAGAACAACAAAAUCCAAAAAUGAUAAUAACGAGUAUUACUCCCACCAUUAGCCCAGCAUUCAAGAAGUCGUCGGCAAAGAUAACUACGGAGCUGCCAAAACUCAAUUCUACUGCCCUGUGGUCGGUCACCGAGUCCGUGGCUGCUACCGCCACCGUGCGUAGCUGGCUACACGACUCCGCCAUAGAGUCACCGGUCCAGCCGGCCGAGGUCCCUCAAGUUAUCAACACCGGGUUAUGGACGCCGCCGGCUCCAGCGCAACCCAAACCCGUUUCUACGUCUAAGGGUCUUUGGGAACCAUCUGCGCGCAUUCCGGCGCAGCGUUCAGCACCAAUUACGCUUUUUGCCGAGCCGAUCAGCGCGCCUUCACCUGCUACGGGGCGGAAAUCCAAGACGGUCGAUCUGGAGGAAUUGCCGGCGCUGGAGAGCUCGCAGCUUUGGAGCUUGGGGCGUGCAACUGUGCCGAAGGAGGAUAAGAUGAAGAAGAGGAGGGACUGGAUCCGUGAGAGGAGGACUAGCAAGGUCAACUUCAGGUACUAGUUGUUGGAGAAGGCAAAGGAGAAGGAGAACAUGUAGAAAAACCAUUUAGCGUCAGACAAAGGUUAACGUCCAUCUACACGUACCGAGAAACCAACUGUGCUGAGA